Messenger RNA from Prunus dulcis (almond), 1389 nucleotides. RefSeq names its product protein STRICTOSIDINE SYNTHASE-LIKE 10. The coding region runs from base 154 to 1281 and encodes 375 amino acids. The transcript is spliced from 3 exons. The record is from RefSeq and is a predicted model, not a curated record. Gene Ontology annotation, molecular function: strictosidine synthase activity. Lineage: Eukaryota; Viridiplantae; Streptophyta; Magnoliopsida; Rosales; Rosaceae. Gene Ontology annotation, biological process: biosynthetic process.
AAAAGUUUGUUGUAAUUGGAAUGAUCACCUUCCCAAUUUUGGACAUGGAGGGUCAAACCCAACUCCUUACAACAAGUAUCUCGAGAGCAACGCAGAACAGACCUCAUCUAGCUGGAGGGUCAAACCCAAUUUUUAUUUUUCUAAAAGAAAAAGAUGAACUCAAAGUUAACUUUGAUUGCAGCAACACUAGCUGUAGUGUCCGUAGUGUUGGCUCUGAACCCACUUUAUUUGUUGAAGCUUUUUGGUAAUGGAGUAGCUCCUAUUUCAGGGUCCCAUGACCUCCUCCACACUGCACAAUUAAUCCAGGUACCCGGAGCCCUUGGCCCAGAGAGCCUUGCCUUCGACCCCAACGGCGGUGGGCCCUACACCGGCGUCGCCGACGGCCGUAUUCUCAAGUGGGAUCAAAACGACCGUCGUUGGACUGACUUUGCUGUCACCUCUUCUCAGAGGAAGGAGUGUAUUCGCCCUUUUGCACCAGAACUGGAGCAUGUUUGUGGAAGGCCUUUAGGACUAAAGUUUGAUACAGAAACUGGAGAUCUCUAUAUUGCUGAUGCAUAUCUUGGCCUUCAAGUAGUAGGCCCUGCUGGAGGUUUGGCAUCUCAAGUGGUCAGAGAAGUUGAAGGUCAGCCACUUCGCUUCACCAAUGAUAUGGACAUUGAUGAGCAUAAGGAUGUGAUUUACUUCACAGAUUCAAGCACAGUAUUCCACAGAAGGCAAUUCAUGUCAUCAAUCUUGAAUGGAGACCGAACUGGCAGAUUACUCAAAUACAAUAAAUCAAACAAAGAAGUAACAGUUUUACUACGAGGUCUUGCCUUUGCCAACGGUGUUGCAUUGAGCAAAGACCACUCUUUUGUGCUAGUGGCUGAAACAACUACUUGCAGGAUCUUGAGGCUUUGGCUUCAUGGUCCAAAUGCUGGAAAUACUGAUACUUUUGCAGAGCUUCCAGGAUUCCCAGACAACAUAAGAAGGAACUCGAAAGGGGAGUUUUGGGUUGCACUGCAUGCAAAGAGGGGAUUUUUCGCGAAGUGGUUUGUCUCUAACAGAUUGGUUGGCAAGUCACUGCUAAAGCUUCCCCUUGAUUUUAAACAACUGCAUUCGCUACUAGUCGGAGGGAAGGCCCAUGCAACUGCUAUCAAGUUAAGCGAGAGCGGUGAAAUUUUGGAAGUUUUGGAAGAUUGUGAGGGAAAGAAUAUGAGAUUCAUUAGUGAAGUGGAAGAGAAGGAUGGCAAGCUGUGGAUUGGGUCAGUUUUAAUGCCAUUUCUAGGCAUUUAUGAACUGUAGGAAUUAGGAAACAAGUACUUGAGUAAUUGUAAUGGUACAUGAUCUUUGAUUUGUGAAUUUCUGCUUGAAUUUCUUUUCAGCGCACAUGAUUGUGGAUCUUUGAGUUUA